Molecule: messenger RNA, 696 nt
Organism: Ostreococcus tauri
Lineage: Eukaryota; Viridiplantae; Chlorophyta; Mamiellophyceae; Mamiellales; Bathycoccaceae
Product: Tat binding protein 1-interacting
Exons: 1
Coding region: 1-696 (231 amino acids)
Biological process (GO): homologous chromosome pairing at meiosis; meiotic strand invasion involved in reciprocal meiotic recombination; meiotic joint molecule formation
Cellular component (GO): DNA recombinase auxiliary factor complex; condensed nuclear chromosome
Molecular function (GO): double-stranded DNA binding; recombinase activator activity
Source: RefSeq, a predicted model, not a curated record
AUGGACGCGGUUCUGGAGUACGUCACCGGGAUGAAUCGUCCGCUGAACGCGACGAACGUGGGCGACGCCAUGGGGGCGCGAGGGGUGAAGAAGGGGCUGGCGCAGAAGUAUCUCGAUAAUCUGGCGGAGGGCGGGCGAUUGGCGUUCAAGGAGAGCUCGGGGAAGACGACGCAAAAGGUGUACUAUCCGAUACAGGACGGCGAGGUGAUGAGCGCGGAGGAAUUGAAGAUGCUGAACGAACGCACGAAGACGACGAUGGCGGAGGCGGGGGUGGUGCACGACGCGGUGAAGGCGUUGCGCGCGCAGUUGCAGUCGCUCAAGGAGGCGUCGAGCGUGGAGGACAUGGAGAAAGAGUUGAAGGCGCUCGAGGCGGAGAACGAAGCGUCGCAGAGCAAGCUCGGUCCGUUGAGAGAGCGAAGUGCGAACGGUGACGUCAUCACGGAAAGUGAUCGGGUGAAGAUCGAGGACGCUUUCUUGAAGGCCAUGGAGUAUUGGCUCUCAAGACGAAAGGCGUUUAAUAACGUUUUUGAGGCCGUCCUCGAGGGCACCGGAGGCGUGAAGAAAAAGCUGUGGGAAGAGCUUGGCUGCGAGAACGAGGAGGAUGUAAGCAUCGAUUACGCGAAAUAUAGGAAGAUUUACGACGAUUUGAAGCGCCAGCGUCUGAUUGAGAUGCGGCAAAAGCGUUUCAAGAGAUGA